CCACCAUCGUCUCCUCGACCCAACAGUCCCAAUCGAAAUCCCAUUUGACUCGUAUAUUUGCUGUUGACAGUACCCUCAGUUGUACUAUAUGGAUUUCAUAUUCUGUUUGCCUAUCCUUUUCGGGUGCCCCACGAAGAUCAAGCCCGACGGUGAUCAGACCCCUAGGGUAUGCCCUAGGUGCCACAAUGUCUCAGUCAUCCGAGCAAAGAGCAGGACCUGGUUCGAGCUCUGCUUCAUCCCUCUCAUCCCCAUGACCUCGAAACACAUCUGGGUCUGCUCCAUCUGUCAGUGGUCUGUACCUUUGCAGCAAGGGUGGGAGCCCCAGUUACCAGGAGGAGGCGGAUAUUACCAUCAGCAACCACAACAGCCAAAUUAUCAGCCUGCAUACUUCCAUAACCAGCCCCCGCCGCCCAAGUAACAUGUCAAACUUGUUGACGUUCCCGGCAUUUUUUCGCUUUCACUUUCUGCACUCGAUGUUGUUGUUCCAUCUUCGUCUUCGUAUGCUUGUAUUUUCUAUGCUUCACCCAAUUCCUACCGGACCCUUGUAUUACGACUGUAACAUAACUU
Stereum hirsutum FP-91666 SS1 is the source of this 567-nucleotide messenger RNA. RefSeq lists its product as uncharacterized. The record is from RefSeq and is a predicted model, not a curated record. Bases 89 to 418 code for a protein of 109 amino acids. Lineage: Eukaryota; Fungi; Basidiomycota; Agaricomycetes; Russulales; Stereaceae. The transcript has 5 exons.